Messenger RNA from Zea mays, 2696 nucleotides. Its product is annotated as polygalacturonase At1g48100. Gene Ontology annotation, biological process: carbohydrate metabolic process. Gene Ontology annotation, molecular function: polygalacturonase activity. NCBI's taxonomy places the organism in Eukaryota, Viridiplantae, Streptophyta, Magnoliopsida, Poales, Poaceae. The coding region runs from base 185 to 2485 and encodes 766 amino acids. The record is from RefSeq and is a predicted model, not a curated record. The transcript is spliced from 6 exons.
GAGCUACUGCAGUCUGCAGGUCGAUCUGCACCUCAUGACGUGUAUAUAUGGAGAGAAUCAGAGAUUCAGAGGAGUUCAUUUCCUAUGGGAACACUAUAGCUUACGCAAGAGCUUAGACUGAGGCACUGAGCACUAGUAGCUAGAAGAGCGAGCCGGACAUACUGGCAGCCUGGCAUUAUACGCAAUGCCGCCGGCGACAAGCACGCGCCCGCCGUUUCGUCGCCCGGUACCAUUGCUGACGGUGGUCGUUUCCGUGGCGCUCCUGUCACUCGUGUGCUUUCUUGUAGCUGCUGAUGCAAGCAGAUCGCUGCACUACCACUACCACCUCCGGAAGCACCGGAGGCACCACGGGCACCACCGCGCGGAGAACUACAGCCACAUCUCCCUGCCCCCUGCCGCGCCGCCUCCUGGCGCUGAUGGCGAUUCUCCGGCCGGACCGGUGGGUCUGCCUCCGGACGUUGGCGGCGCGCUGCCGCCGAGCUCCUGCAGUGACAAGCCGUGCCCGCUUUCGCCUAGUCCUUCCAGGGCACCGGCAGGCGCGCCAUGUUCGACGCCCGGUUCGGCCAAGCCUCCGGCUUUAACCUUGGCCACUCCGCCGUCGCCCGCGCCAGCCACUCCACCAUCUCAUUCUCCUCCGAAUCCACCGUCGUCGCACCAACCGUUUCAGCGGCCCACACUUCCUCUUGCCAAGGCGCCGCCGUCGUCCAAGCCACCGUCGCCGGACAUCGCACCAUUUCAUCCUCACGCCAAGCCGCCGCGCGCGCUUCCAGACGCCAAGUCGCCGUCACAGCCACCAAAAAGGGCGCCAGCACCAUCGCCGUUGUCUCCUUCGAAGCCGCGCAAACCGCCAUCGUGCACUUUGGCUACGCCACCACAGGCCCAGACAUCGAGACUCGCCCCUGCCAGUGCCAAGCCACCAAUGCGAUCACCAGCCCAUCCACCGAAGCUCUCCCCGGCAAGCCCACUGGCGCACCCACCGGUCGAGCCGCCAAAGUCAGCUCUUGCCAAGCCGCCUGGUUUCUCUUUCUCCCAUACUACCAAGCCACAGCCACCAGUGGCUUCGAUGGUGAAGCCACCACGACUCGCCCCGGCCAAGCCUCCAGCGCCGUCGCCGUUGCCUGCAGCCCAGCCACCGCGGUGCUCCACGGCAAAUCCGCCAGUAGCUCCUACGGCGUCAGCGAAGCCACCGGCGUACCCUCCUGCUGCUGCGUCAAAGCCAAUUCCGCCGCCGCCGCUCCCACCGGCAGCCAACAACAGCUCAUCAGCCUGGGGCAACGUGUUCGACGUGAGGGCGUUCGGGGCGUCGGGCAGCGGCUCAGGCAACGACACGCGCGCGUUGCGCGCUGCGUGGAAGGCGGCGUGCUCGUCCAACUCCACCACGCCCACGCUGCUGGUGCCGUCGGACGGCGUGUUCACCAUCAGCUCCACCAUCUUCGCCGGGCCGUGCAAGUCCGCUGUGACCUUCCAAAUCGACGGCGUGCUGAUGCCGCCAGACGGGCCGGCGAGCUGGCCGGCGUCCGACAGCCGGAAACAGUGGAUAGUCUUCUACAAGGCCAACGGCAUGACGCUGGCAGGGGAAGGCACCAUCGAAGGCAACGGGGAGGAGUGGUGGGACCUCCCGUGCAAGCCUCACAGGGGCCCCAACGGAUCAACGCUGCCCGGGCCUUGCGACAGCCCUGCACUGGUACGAUUCUUCUUGAGCAACGACGUGACGGUGCGCGGCCUGCGGAUCGAGAACAGCCCGCAGUUCCACCUCAAGUUCGACGACUGCGAGAGGGUGCGCGUGGAUGGCCUCUUCGUCCGCUCGCCGGCGUUCAGCCCCAACACGGACGGCGUCCACGUCGAGAACACCACGUCCGUCCAGAUCCUCAACUCCAGGAUCUACAACGGCGACGACUGUGUCUCCAUCGGCGCCGGCUGCUCCGACGUCCGCAUCGAGAACAUAACAUGCGGCCACGGCCAUGGCAUAAGCAUCGGCAGCCUGGGCGUGCACGGCACGCGCGCCUGCGUGUCCAACAUCACGGUCCGGAACGCGCGGAUCCUCGACUCCGACAACGGCGUCCGGAUCAAGACCUGGCAGGGAGGCACAGGCGCCGUGACGGCGGUCGAGUUCGCCGGCGUGCAGAUGCAGAACGUGAAGAACUGCAUCCUCAUCGACCAGUACUACUGCCUCGGGAGCGGGUGCGCCAACCUGUCCUCCGCGGUGCGCGUCGCCGGGGUCACGUAUCGGGACAUCCGCGGCACGUACAAUCCGCAGGCCAGCGCGCCCAUCCGCCUCGCGUGCAGCGACGCCGUCGCCUGCACGGACAUCACCAUGUCCGGCGUCGAGCUGUUGCCGGCCAGCGGAGGAGGCGCACGAGCGCUGCUUGCGGACCCCUACUGCUGGAACGCGUACGGAGUCAUGGAGACGCUCACGCUGCCUCCUGUGUACUGCUUGCAGGAAGGCCGACCGGAGUCGCUGCAAGAUCAGCUCACCAGUUGCUGAGAUGACACUGUUUUCUUUUAUCUAACCAAAAACAAAUAUAUUGCCGAUGACAGUACAACGGUAAAAAUUGUUACAAAAGUUUCACAUGUGAUCAAUCCCAACCGGUGUGACAGUUAUUGCCUAUGGGUCGCACCCUUUGGGGACCCUGUGUACUGUACUAUAUAUAUAACUAUCUCUGCAAUAAAGAAACUGUCUCAGUCAUUUGUCUCUC